Moesziomyces antarcticus is the source of this 768-nucleotide messenger RNA. Its product is annotated as peptidase C15, pyroglutamyl peptidase I-like protein. The record is from RefSeq and is a predicted model, not a curated record. Lineage: Eukaryota; Fungi; Basidiomycota; Ustilaginomycetes; Ustilaginales; Ustilaginaceae. The coding region runs from base 1 to 768 and encodes 255 amino acids. Gene Ontology annotation, biological process: proteolysis. The transcript has a single exon.
AUGCCACCGACCAUGCCACCUACACGGCGCCAAGUGAAUGUGCUCAUCACCGGCUUCGGCCCGUUUAUGUCGGUGGUUACCAACCCGUCCUGGCUAUCCGUCAAGCCGUUGCACAACAUGCGACUCUGCUCCACCACCCCCGACAGAACCUCUGAGUCUGGGGAGGGUGUGCGGAUUCAGACGCUGCAGGUACCCGUGCACUACUCGUCCGUUCUCGACCUGGUCCCGCGCCUGCACGGCCGCACUCCCCGCUCCGGCACAUUCUGGCACGAUCCUCGCCUGGACUCCCCCCACGGCGGCACUGCAGGCCAGGUGUAUCCCGAUGGCUAUCCCAUCGACCAUCCUGCCUCGGGAUACGAUGUCGUUAUCCAUGUCGGCGUAGGUCGAGGCGGCAGUAUCCGGCUAGAAUCCCUGGCUCACAAACACAGCUACGACAAGCCGGAUACCGCCUCCUCCCUCGCCCCUUCCCUCUCCCCCUCCAGACGCGGAUUCGGAGAGGGGUACGAAGAGUUCGCUGACAUCGAACAAACCACAAUCAACAUCGGCGAGCUUGUGGGCUGGCUCAAGCGGAAGGGUUUGGAGGUGGACCAGAGCUGGGACGCAGGUAGGUACGUGUGCGACUUUAUCUACUACGCCUCGCUCACCAACACCACCGGUGCCAAGGUGUUGUUCAUCCACGUUCCGCCGGUGGAGGAUGGCCCCGGCGUCGAAACGUGCACCGAGGUGAUUCGGAACGUGGCGUGGUAUCUCGCCACCCAGAGCAGUUGA